AUGUCCUCUAGACAGGCCCGUUACCAGCCUCUUGAAAAUGCCACUGAAGUUGAGCUUGAUGGAGGCAACCAGUCCGAUGAUGACCUGAAGACACCCCAGACCUUCACCCUCCGCUCCGGUCGGCCAGCAAGCGAUGCCGCUUCCUCAAGCGAGGUCGCCUUAUUAGGCUCCUCCGCCCACGACAGGUUCCCCAGACGGCGAGAAUAUUCCGACACCGUGGCCAGCCGCUUCUGCGUCGGCCCCAAACUCACCAAGCAAUACAUUGCCUUCUCGGUCCUCCUCUUAGCUGUCGUUGUCUCGGUAAUUGGUGGCGGUGGCUACUGGGUGUAUACCAAGGGUCAGAUCAAUGGGCAGUCUCCGCCAUGGUACCCGACACCGCCAGGCGGGACCUUGGCAUCAUGGCAAGUCAGCUACGACAAGGCUCAAAAGUUGGUUGAGCGUAUGAGCCUCGUAGAGAAGGUCAACAUUACCACCGGUACAGGAUGGUCAAUGGGAUUAUGUGUGGGCAAUACCGCUCCUGCACCGAGUGUUGGGUUCCCCGGCCUUUGUCUCCAGGAUGGACCAUUGGGUAUACGAUUUGCAGACCAUGCAACUUCUUUUCCUGCUGGCAUCACGGUGGGUGCCACCUGGAACCGUGAUUUGAUGCAUCGUCGUGGUGCUGCCCAUGCACGUCAAGCAAGACUCAAAGGUGUCAACGUCCUUCUUGGGCCAGCAAUGGGACCCUUGGGUCGAAACCCAGCAGGUGGCAGAACGUGGGAAGGGUUUGGCAGCGAUCCAGUAUUGCAAGGGAUAGCUGCAUACGAGACCAUUCAAGGCAUUCAGUCCCAGGGAAUCAUGGCAACUGCAAAACACUAUAUCGGCAAUGAACAAGAGCAUUUCCGUCGAGGACUGGAGUGGGGUCUUCCUGAGGCUCUUUCUUCCAACAUUGAUGAUCGCACUCUGCAUGAAGUCUACGCAUGGCCAUUUGCCGAGAGCGUAAGAGCUGGAGUGGCAAGCAUCAUGUGUUCCUACCAGAUGGUCAACAAUUCUUAUGCUUGUGCGAACAGCAAGUUGAUGAAUGGUCUUUUGAAGGAUGAACUCGGAUUCCAAGGCUUUGUUCAGUCAGACUGGUUGGCUCAACGCAGUGGUGUUGCUAGUGCUCUGGCAGGCCUUGAUAUGUCCAUGCCCGGGGAUGGGCUGUAUUGGCAGGAUGGAAGAUCACUCUUCGGUGAGCAGCUCACGAUUGCGGUACUCAAUGGCUCUCUUCCCCUAACUAGGCUCAACGACAUGGUCACCCGAAUCGUUGCUGCGUGGUAUCAGCUGGGACAGGAUUCCUGGGACUCCGAGGGGCCCAAUUUCUCCUCGUGGACGCACGACGAAUACGGCUAUCCGCAUGCUGGCAGCAGCAGCAAACAGGACAAAGUGCUUGUCAAUAAGUAUGUCGAGACAGAGAACGACGAGAGCCGACAAGUAGCUCGAGAAGUUGCAAGUGAGGGCACCGUGCUGCUGAAGAACGAAGAUUCGAUCUUGCCGCUGAGUCCCACACUUUCCGAGCUUGGUCCCAGUAGCUCCAAGCGCGUCGCCGUUAUUGGGGAGGACGCAGGCCCUGGAAAGGGACCCAACUACUGCGAUGAUCGAGCUUGCAAUCAAGGCACUCUCGCUGUGGGUUGGGGCUCUGGUGCCACCGAUUUUACUUAUCUUGUGGAUCCGCUCUCAGCGUUGAAUUCGAGCUUCGACCUGUCGGUGGUCGAAAUGACCAGCUCACUUACCAAUAAAGUGUCUUCCAGCUUGAAGAAGGCGCUCAGGGAACAACAUCUAUGCCUGGUCUUUGGCAACGCAGACUCGGGCGAAGGACAUCGUAUCUGGCAUAGCCAACGUGCAGACAGAAAUGACCUGGAGAUUCAAAAAGGUGCGGGUUCGUUGAUCCGCACUGUGGCCGACGAAUGUGGCGGUCCUGUCGUCGUCAUUGUCCAUUCUGUUGGUCCGGUCAUCCUUGAAGACUUUGCCGAUCUACCGUCCGUCAAGGCCAUUGUCUUCGCGAACCUGCCCGGGCAAGAGAGUGGAAACGCCCUCGCUGACGUCCUAUUCGGCCGAACCGAUGCUUCUGGACGGCUUCCAUACACGGUCGGCAAGUCUCUUGUUGACUAUGGCCCGGGUGCUCCAGUACUUUAUUAUCCCAACGCCAUCAUUCCUCAGGUUGAUUUCAGGGAGGGUUUGUUCAUCGAUUACCGGCAUUUCGACAAGGCAGGCGUGGAGCCUCGCUAUCCAUUCGGCCACGGGUUGUCUUUCACGACAUUCGAUUUCUCUGACCUGGUUGUCACAAGCCUGAAACCGAAAUCAGCCCUUCCUUCUGCGCGGCCUGCAGGGCUGACACCACCAGACUAUGAUGAAAACAUACCACCUGUCGAUAGUGCGCUCAUUCCCAGCACAUUCACGAAGAUUCGAAAGUUCAUUUACCCAUACAUAUCUAGUGCAGACGAAGUGAAGAAGGGGAAGUAUCCGUAUCCUGAUGGGUACGGCAUCGCACAAGAUCCCAGUGCCGCUGGAGGCGGCGAAGGUGGCAAUCCUGCUCUCUUUGAAGAGUAUGUCAACGUCCAGGUACGCGUUACAAACACAGGCAGCCGCAAAGGAAAGUCCGUGGUACAACUGUAUGUGUCGUUUCCCUCCGCAAUCAAGGAACCAUCCACGAAUGAAGUCAUCGAAACACCGAUAAGAGUGUUGCGCAACUUUACCAAGAUCGAGCUCGAGGCAGGAGCAGAACAAGUGGUCAACCUCAGUCUGACACGAAAGGAUUUGAGUUACUGGUCCGUGGUCCGACAGAACUGGGUGAUGCCUGAAGGUCUCUUCACCUUAGCUGUGGGUCGCAGUUCGAGGGACCUGCCUCUGGAGGGCACAUACUGA
This is a messenger RNA of Fonsecaea nubica, 2880 nucleotides long. RefSeq lists its product as hypothetical. NCBI's taxonomy places the organism in Eukaryota, Fungi, Ascomycota, Eurotiomycetes, Chaetothyriales, Herpotrichiellaceae. The record is from RefSeq and is a predicted model, not a curated record. Gene Ontology annotation, biological process: glucan catabolic process. The transcript has a single exon. Bases 1 to 2880 code for a protein of 959 amino acids. Gene Ontology annotation, molecular function: beta-glucosidase activity.